This is a messenger RNA of Malaya genurostris, 1802 nucleotides long. RefSeq names its product N-alpha-acetyltransferase 30A-like. NCBI's taxonomy places the organism in Eukaryota, Metazoa, Arthropoda, Insecta, Diptera, Culicidae. Gene Ontology annotation, molecular function: protein-N-terminal amino-acid acetyltransferase activity. The transcript has 2 exons. Bases 292 to 1287 code for a protein of 331 amino acids. Gene Ontology annotation, biological process: N-terminal peptidyl-methionine acetylation. Gene Ontology annotation, cellular component: NatC complex. The record is from RefSeq and is a predicted model, not a curated record.
CGCACUACAAACUGUCAAAACUUAAACGAAGGAAAACGCUGUAGAAAAACUCAAAAAUUGUUCGAAUCAGUGAAAAAAUUGCAAUUUGUUUCUUCAGUUUACAUUCGUCAAUUUUUUCAGACCUUAGUUCUAAGCCGGAUGCAGAAACACGUUACAUAAUAAGUUACUAUUUUGAUUCGUGUUUGGAUAAUUGGAAGUAAAGAUUUGGUUCCACUUUAACAAGUAAAAUAUCUUGCACCUGGUCAUCUGGGUGAAAGAAAACGGUGUUCGACAGCAGGGAGUAUUUUCCCCAUGGAAGUAAAUGUACAGGAAGGUCUAACGUCGAUCACCAAUGGAGUUGAACCCAGUUCUGCAUCCACUGUCAAAAGUGGGAAAAAGAAAGCUAAAAGGAAAAACAAAUCUAAAAAUAUCAGCACAAACUCAAACCAAGAGCAAUCGCAGCAGCAGGAGGAGAAAACGGGUGAGGUUGUGAAUAGUGCGUAUGGAAAAUUGAAUGGAUUACACGAAAACUUUGUGGAAAAAGUAAGCGAAGAAUUAAAGCAAGGGUUGAAGCUUAAUUGUCCAAAUGGGUUGAUAAAUGGGUCUGUUUCCGGAUCCGAGGAUCACCCAAUCGUGGCCAAAUCGAAAAGUGCAACUGCCAAGAAAAAACAUAGAAGCAGACAAAAGAGUAAACCUCAGGAACCAUUAAUCGUAAACGAUAGUACUAUUGUAAAAAGCGAACAAAGCGUUGAUAAUUCUAUUAGCAAUAAUAGCCCUAAAACUGACGGUCAAAUGCAUACAAUAGUGCUCCCGAUUAAGGAAACGUGUAUUGUAAAAGAACUACCCAAACCUGAAAUUUCUUAUCGGGUUUACGAAUCAGAGUUGCAAAUGCCUAGCAUCAUGUCUUUGAUCCAGAAGGAUCUCUCAGAACCUUACUCGAUUUACACCUACCGAUAUUUCAUACACAACUGGCCUCGGUUAUGCUUCCUGGCACUGCAUGAUAGUCGAUGUGUUGGUGCAAUUGUGUGCAAAUUGGACAUCCAUCGUCAGAAUAUCCGCCGGGGCUAUAUCGCGAUGCUGGCCGUCGACAAGGACUACCGAAAGCUGAAGAUCGGAACGACGCUGGUACAAAAGGCCAUCCAGGCAAUGUUGGAAGACAACGCCGAUGAGGUUGUGCUAGAAACAGAGAUUACCAAUCGACCCGCUCUCCGUUUAUACGAAAAUCUUGGAUUCGUACGGGACAAACGACUGUUUCAUUACUACUUGAAUGGGGUGGACGCACUGAGACUUAAACUGUGGUUCAGAUGAAUUGUAGCGUGCAUGUGUGUGUGUGGCGAGCAAUGUUUGCAGAUUGUUCUUUUUUAUUACUAGGUGUGCGUGUGUAUCAAAGGAAAAGCGUUUUUGGGUUUAUCAAAAGGCCAAAGAACGUGAAAAAUUGCAAUCUAGGAAUAGGGACGGAUGAUGAUUUGUAACCGAUUUCUGGCGAACCUAGGAUAUAGUAGAAUAACAAAAGUCCCUGGCAGUUCUCGUGCACCGGUUUAGUGCAGAUGAUGCCGGGACGUGGUUUAAAAUUUAUAGAUACUGAAUUUUUCUUACGAGUAACUAAUAGGUAUGUGUCAAUCGCUAGUGGAAAACAAAACCAUAUACAAAAACAAAUCUUUAAUCUAGCUAACACUGUCAGCAGCAACAGCAGUCACGUUUAAUAUAAAACCUAUUAUAUAUUAGGGAUUUGUACAUGUAUAAUAGUAAAUCAUUAGCAGCUAUUAUUUCUAAAAUAGCACAGCAUAUAAACAAGUAAAUCGAAAAAUAAAUUUUCGGUCAGA